Ipomoea triloba (trilobed morning glory) is the source of this 1156-nucleotide messenger RNA. Its product is annotated as 3-oxoacyl-[acyl-carrier-protein] synthase III, chloroplastic-like. Gene Ontology annotation, molecular function: 3-oxoacyl-[acyl-carrier-protein] synthase activity. Lineage: Eukaryota; Viridiplantae; Streptophyta; Magnoliopsida; Solanales; Convolvulaceae. Gene Ontology annotation, cellular component: chloroplast. Gene Ontology annotation, biological process: fatty acid biosynthetic process. The record is from RefSeq and is a predicted model, not a curated record. The transcript has 8 exons. Bases 1 to 1077 code for a protein of 358 amino acids.
AUGGCGUCUGCCACGCUGGCAUCCGCCUCUCGUCCGAUUUUGAACACGAAUGCAGGGCUCAGUACUGUUGUUAACAAAGGCUGCAAACUCAUUGGGUGUGGCUCUGCUGUUCCAAGUUUAAGAAUUUCGAACGAUGAUCUUUCAAAAAUGGUCGAUACUAACGAUGAGUGGAUCUCAACACGGACAGGAAUUCGACAUCGAAGACUUCUUUCAGGCAAAGAAAGUUUAACAUCUCUAGCAGUAGAGGCUUCAAGGAAAGCUCUUGAGAUGGGUGAAGUUGACCCUGAAGAUGUGGAUCUAAUUUUGUUGUGUUCUUCCACUCCAGAUGAACUUUUUGGUAAUGCCCCACAGAUACAAAAUUUGUUAGGGUGCAAAAGCUAUCCAUUAUCUUUUGAUAUCAGUGCUGCUUGUAGCGGGUUCAUGCUGGGAUUGUUUUCUGCUUCUUGCUAUAUAAAAGCUGGUGGCUUUAAGAAUGUUCUUGUAAUUGGGGCUGAUGCUAUUUCCCGGUUUGUUGAUUGGUCUGAUAGAGGAUCCUGUAUUCUCUUUGGUGAUGCUGCAGCUGCUGUAUUGAUUCAGGAGUGUGAUAUAAGUGAAGAUUUUUUGUUUAGUUUUGACUUCCAUAGUAAUGGUGAAGGUUUAAGGCACUUAAGUUGUCCUCUAAAAGAGGAUGGAACAAACCAUUCUCCAACCAGAAACGGUUUUCCACACAAAGGCGGCUUUUCUUAUUCCCGCCUGCAAAUGAAUGGUAAGGAGGUUUUCAAGUUUGCAGUUGGCAUCGUGCCUCGAUCCAUCAAAGCUGCCUUGGGGAAGACAGCUCUUGCUCUCUCCGACAUUGAUUGGUUACUUCUUCAUCAGGCAAAUCAAAGGAUUAUUGAUGCAGUGGCGGCGCGCAUGGAGUUCCCAGCAGAGAGGGUGAUAUCAAACUUGGUGAACUAUGGAAAUACGAGUGCUGCUUCUAUUCCAUUGGCAUUGGACGAGGCUGUUCGAGCUGGGAAGAUACAGGCCGGCCACACGAUUGCUGCUGCUGGAUUCGGAGCCGGCCUUACCUGGGGUUCUGCAAUUAUCCGGUGGCGCUGACCACCCAUUCUCCAUCUCCAGCCGCCCACCCACCGGUGCUUGCUUGCUUGUCACUGUAGAUAAAGAUUGUUAAAAUACC